Aspergillus alliaceus is the source of this 843-nucleotide messenger RNA. RefSeq names its product extracellular proline-rich protein. The record is from RefSeq and is a predicted model, not a curated record. NCBI's taxonomy places the organism in Eukaryota, Fungi, Ascomycota, Eurotiomycetes, Eurotiales, Aspergillaceae. The coding region runs from base 1 to 843 and encodes 280 amino acids. The transcript has a single exon.
AUGAAGUUCUCCAACGCUGUUGCUCUGGGCCUUGUGGGCUGUGCCCUUGCUUUGCCCAAGCACAUCCAGGGCGAAGGCCAGUCUCUCCCUAACCAACCAUCCGGCUUUCCCAUCCCAUCUAGCCCCCCGUCUGAGGGCCAACAAGGCGGUGACGAGGGAGGCUUCCCGUUCCCUACUCCCAGCGGCGGAUUCCCGUCCGGCUUUCCCACUCCUUCCGGCGGCGCUGGCUUCCCUGCUCCCUCCGAUGACGCGGGAUUCCCCGGGCCAUGGUUCGACAAGCAUCAGAAAGGUUUUCCGUUCCCUGUUCCUUCGGGCGUUCCUUCCGGCGUUCCUUCCGGCAUUCCGUCCGGUCUCCCCUUUCCAUCCGGAUCGCCCUUCGGUGGCUUCCCGGCUCCUAGCGAUGGGCCCGCCCCAACCGGCCUUCCCUCUCAGAAGCGUCAGGAACAGGAAGAAGGCAGUGACGAAGAAGAGGGCGACGACGGGUCCUUUCCCACUCCCUUAGGUGCUCCUGACUCCGCCCCCAGCGGAGAGCCUGACUUCCCUGCCCCCUCUGGCGGAGCGGAAUGGCCCGCCCCCAGCAGACAGCCUGAUGGACCCGCUCCUUCUGGCACGGGAUUCCCUACUCCCAGCGGCAGUGGCUUCCCCGGCGGCCACCACCGGGGAGAGGGUCACCGCGGCGGCAAGGGCCAUCAUGGCGAGGGUUACCACGGAGAGGGCUCCGGCUCUAAGCCAUCUGGAACUUCCUUCUCCAAGUCCACCGGUGGCUUCACCAACGGUCCUCGUCCGACUGCUUCCGGCUCUUUCCCCGCUCCGAGAGGAUCGGUCUCUCGCUUCUUUACUUAA